Leucoraja erinaceus (little skate) is the source of this 1930-nucleotide messenger RNA. RefSeq names its product transformer-2 protein homolog alpha-like. NCBI's taxonomy places the organism in Eukaryota, Metazoa, Chordata, Chondrichthyes, Rajiformes, Rajidae. The coding region runs from base 170 to 1183 and encodes 337 amino acids. Gene Ontology annotation, molecular function: RNA binding. Gene Ontology annotation, cellular component: spliceosomal complex. The record is from RefSeq and is a predicted model, not a curated record. The transcript is spliced from 9 exons. Gene Ontology annotation, biological process: positive regulation of mRNA splicing, via spliceosome.
GCUCGGUGGAGACGACGCCGUCGCCGCCACCAUAUUGAGGGGGAUCGCGGGCGAGAGAAGUGGCAGCGGGGCCGAGCAGCGCCACGACCAACAAACUAAAACCCUCUCCUGAUACACCAAUAUAAUCGCAGUACUCACAUACAUACACUCACAUAUCUCACCAGCAAAGAUGAGCGAUAUCGACGAAGCAGCCUACGAGGGGAGGGAGUCCCGUUCGCCGUCGAAAUCUCCAAGUGGAAGCGCUGGCCGUGCAAAAUCAGAAAGUCGGUCUGGAUCCCGCAGUCCAUCUAGAGCCUCGAAGCGCUCAGAAUCACGAUCACGAUCAAGAUCCAAGUCUAGAUCUCACUCACGGAGACACUCUCAUCGGCGCUAUUCACGGUCCAGAUCGCGUUCCCACUCACACCGAAGGCGAUCCCGCAGCAGAUCUUAUACGCCCGAGUAUCGAUCGCGGAGAAGGAGCCGUAGUCAUUCACCAAUGUCUAGCCGAAGGCGCCAUGCAGGAAGUAGAACGGGCCAUGUGUCGGCGAAACACGGAGGAGCAUUGAUAGUAGAUGUGGAGAAGUCUGCUGCCCGGACUGCCCCGUCAUCCCAGAUGAAGGAUGAUUCCUGGAGGCGAGCAGGAUAUGGGAAGAAAGAAGGCAAACUCGGUUCUCAAAACGCAAAUCCAGAUCCAAACACCUGCCUCGGUGUUUUUGGCCUUAGUUUGUACACAACUGAGCGGGAUCUUCGCGAAGUGUUUUCUCGUUAUGGACCAUUGGCGGGUGUCAAUGUUGUCUAUGAUCAGCGGACUGGCCGUUCAAGAGGAUUUGCCUUUGUUUACUUUGAGAGAUUAGAAGAUGCUAAGGAGGCAAUGGAACGUGCUAAUGGGAUGGAAUUAGAUGGUCGGCGAAUUCGUGUAGAUUAUUCUAUUACAAAGAGGCCCCAUACUCCUACACCUGGCAUCUACAUGGGAAGACCAACCCACAGCAGCGGAGGCGGUGGUGGUGGUGGUGGUGGUGGCGGCGGAGGAGGUGGAGGUCGUCGCCGAGAUUCAUAUUACGAUCGAGGCUAUGAUAAAUAUGAUCGCUAUGAUGAUCGAGACUACGAUUAUCGGUACAGUAGACGACGAUCUCCAUCACCUUACUACAGUAGAGGAUACAGAUCGCGCUCCAGGUCUCGUUCCUAUUCACCACGUCGUUACUGACCCAGACUCUACUGCUUGCUGGACAACUGUCUGAAGAUUUUUAAUCAAUGUGUUACGGCAAAUUUUUUUUUUUUGAGGGUGGUGGGGUUACGAUUUUGGUAGUUGUGCAUGAUAGUUUCUGUGGCUAUAUAACUGCUUUGGAAAGCCAUUCUAAAAGCUACUUGCUUGAACUGAUUUAUGUAGUUCAUAACUUGAUGUAAGGACACGACAGGGCUGGAAUUUAAUGGUGAUCUUUUAAUUACCAAGCGCAGGUUGUUUUUGAACAUGCAAAUGCCAAUAUUCAUUAGUUUUGUCCUGGUGUUUGACUUUGUCAUGAGAUUGUAUUUGCUGUUUGAAGCUCUCCUAGAGUUCUGUUAUUUUUUAUUGAAAUAAAACCAAUGUAAUCCGUCAAAAGAUCAGUAUAUACAUUUUACAAAAUAACUUGAAAAUGUACAAAAUAGUAGAUUGUUGGAAUGUCAUUUUAGGAAGAUACUUCAGAGAAAACGGAUUCAAGUCUUGGAAUUUACUAUUCCAUAUGGGUAAUAGCGAGCGCUGAAUUUUUGCCCUAGGUUGAAAAUGUGAUGCGAUGGAACUCUGUAACAAAGUGUCUUCACAGUUGUAAGGAUUAUAAGAAUUAAAUUUUUUUUAGUUAAUGGUGUAUUUCUAUAUUUUGGCCUGCAAUAUAGUCCCUGCAUAUUGACCAUCUGCUAUAAUGUACAAAAGCUUACUGAAUAUUAAAAAUGCCUCCUGAAUUGGCAGUACGAAGAA